Molecule: messenger RNA, 2102 nt
Organism: Daldinia caldariorum
Lineage: Eukaryota; Fungi; Ascomycota; Sordariomycetes; Xylariales; Hypoxylaceae
Exons: 3
Coding region: 1-1866 (621 amino acids)
Biological process (GO): regulation of transcription by RNA polymerase II
Cellular component (GO): nucleus
Molecular function (GO): DNA-binding transcription factor activity, RNA polymerase II-specific; RNA polymerase II transcription regulatory region sequence-specific DNA binding
Source: RefSeq, a predicted model, not a curated record
AUGAGCACUGUCAGUCCUGCAACUCCUGGUGGCCUAACGCAGCCAGAUUUGCAGCGCACCUGGAAGACAAAAACUUUCAUAAUCCUUGCUUCAUAUGCAACAAUGACUUUCACGGAGAUCAUGCGGCACUCGCGACUCACAUACAGCUGCAUGGAACGUGCCCCAUCCAAGGGUGCGGCAAGGUCUUUCAGUGGAAUCAGCUGGGUGACCACCUUCGGCAUGCUCAUACGUAUUGCCAACGAUUGUGAUGUGUGUGGUGUCGAUUUCUCCUCUAAGACUGAAAUAAGAAACCAUUGCAAGGAAAAUCAUUUCUUCUGCGCCAAGUGCAACGUCGGAUUCACAACUUCUGUGGCACAGGCCUUUCACCUCGGCAACAGCAAUGAUCACUUCUACUGUAGAAAAUGUUCUCGAGACUUCCCCAGUCCUGGUGAAUUAGUAAAGCACUAUACCACCUCAUCAUCUUGGGCUCCUGGAAUAGUGCAUCACUACUGUCAAGUAUGCCAUUCGGACUUUACCGACAAUGAGCAUUUGAGAAAUCAUUAUUUAUCAUCCGAUAUUCAUAAUUAUUGCUAUCUAUGCAAUAAACACAUGGGCUCUAAAGCUGAAUUGCGACAACACUAUAUAAACCAGAAGGCAACACAUGGCUACUGCGAGUCGUGUCAAAUUCCUUUCAAGAGCAAAGAAGACUAUAUCCAGCAUGCUAUACAGAAUCCCAAGUCUCAUGCGUAUUGCCAGCAAUGCCACGAGGCGUUUGCAACUCAAGCUGCUCUUGACACUCACAAGAGUGUGAGUACGGCUCAUCAUUAUUGCGAAAAAUGCAACAUGGACUUUGAGGAGUCCCUGUCACUACAGCUACACCUGGAAGAGGGACACCCGACUUGUAACAUCUGUCUCGAGUUCUUUCGUUCGUCCCACAGCUUAAAUGAGCAUAAAUCCUUCCGACAUGCGUACAAAUGCUGCCGUGCAUGUUCUAGAUGUUACCCCGAUGGGAAAUCGUUGAAAGAACACAUGCAAAACAGUCACCACUACUGCCAACGAUGUGAUCGAGUUUUCGAGACAUAUACCUCUCUCAAGUCUCACUCUAUGGAAAGUGACCAACAUCAUGCCUGCUCUACCUGCGGUUUUGAUGCUAAGGAUAUUGAAUCACUCGAGCAACACGUCUUUUAUGGGCAUUACUAUUGUAAAGUAUGCGAGCAGACUUUCGUGUCAUCGGCUGCGCUCCAGAAUCAUUUGAACCAAAGUAAUGAACAUUAUUACUGCUCACAAUGUGAGCAUGAUUUCGAUGAUGCUCAAACCUUGGCUACACACAUUGAGCACCAGCAUAAUUGUCACCAUGAGUCUGACAACAAAGAAUGCCUCGAGAAUCAUAUUUCGUCUUGUUAUCUAAAGGUUAUACCUCAAGGAAAGGAAACGGCAACGCGGGAGGAAAUGGUAAACAAAGAAGUAACUGGCCAAAAUCCUAACGAUGAAGUAUCGAGGGGCGAGGAAUGUGAUGAUGGAGAGAUCGCGGAUGGAGAUUCUCGUUCAAGUGAAUCUCAGGAAGAAAGUAGUGGUAUUAUGUGCUUCGUCUGCCCGAAGAGGUUCCCUUCGAGACUCGCAAUGGUCAAUCAUUGCGAAGAAGGAGACUGCCGGGAAGGAUUCUAUCAGGCUAUAUACAACGAAGAUAAAAGCAAAGAAUUCACAACUGACUCUGUCAAAAUGACCUUUACUGGCAUGGGACGAUUUAAGUGUCCGCAGCCUUAUUGUGGUGAUUUGUUUUCUAAAUUUAGUGGUCUAAUAGACCAUCUUGAAGCAUUGGAAUGCGGUGCCUGGUUGGAAAAGCGAAGAGAAGAUGAGCUCAGCUAUUUGAAGAGCUACCUGUCUUAAGUGCAACUUUAUCGGAUGUUAAUGGAGUUAGUCUGUUGAAGGUAUCGGGGAAUGCUUUCGUUAAUGUGAAAGGCUUGAGCUUUACGACGAAUUGCUGUAUAAAGGGAAAUAUGCUCGAAGCACUAGCAAGAGCUAACCUGUUCUAUGGAGCUAUAAGCCAAUGGAUCAUCCGAUGUUUUUGCAUCCGAAUUCGUCGAAGCUACACACCAACAUGUACGUGGUUGUUAGUAAUAGGU